Stegodyphus dumicola is the source of this 2305-nucleotide messenger RNA. RefSeq names its product prolyl endopeptidase. Gene Ontology annotation, molecular function: oligopeptidase activity; serine-type endopeptidase activity. Gene Ontology annotation, biological process: proteolysis. NCBI's taxonomy places the organism in Eukaryota, Metazoa, Arthropoda, Arachnida, Araneae, Eresidae. Gene Ontology annotation, cellular component: cytosol. The record is from RefSeq and is a predicted model, not a curated record.
UAGAAAAGUUGCCGGUUAAUAUCUAUCUGACGUUAUUAGUUAGGCGUUAAGUUAAUAAGAAUUUAUUGAUACUAAAACAGUUAUCAAUACAAAAUUUAACUCUGCAUAAUCUGCUCCAAUGGCUCCUCGUUUUCAGUAUCCUACUGCAAAGAGGGAUGAAGGUGUUAUUGAUGAUUACCAUGGUGUUAAAGUAUGUGAUCCAUAUAGGUGGUUAGAAGACCCAGAUUCAGAAGAAACUAAAGCAUUUGUGACUGCUCAGAAUGCUUUAACUCAACCAUAUCUUCGGAACUGUCCAAGCCGAGCCAAGAUUCAAAAAAGGCUGAGAGAGCUAUGGAAUUAUCCUAAAUAUGGAUGCCCUUUCAGGGAAGGAGAAUAUUAUUUUUAUAAGAUGAAUACAGGCCUCCAAAAUCAAAGUGUUUUAUAUAAACAAAAGAGCUUAGAAAGCGAAGGAGAAGUAUUCUUAGAUCCUAACAAAUUGUCUAAAGAUGGUUUAAUUUGCAUUAUGGCUCAGGAACUUUCUGAGGAUGGAAAGUAUAUGGCUUAUGCUCUCAGUGACUGUGGGUCAGAUUGGAACAAGAUAAAGAUUAGAAGUGUUACUUCAGGAACUGACUUCCCAGAAGUCCUUGAGAAAGUGAAGUUUUCAAAUAUGUCAUGGACUCAUGAUAAUCAAGGUUUCUUUUAUUCUAUGUUUCCAGAGGCUGAUGGUAAGGCAGAUGGUACAGAAACCCUUGCAAAUUUGAAUCAGAAACUCUACUAUCACAGAAUUGGUACAGAUCAGUCUAAAGAUAUUUUGUGUGCUGAAUUUCCUGAACAUCCAAAAUGGAAACUGGCUUGUAAAGUAAGCAGUUGUGGUCGUUAUGCUCUUAUUUCUGUCAGAGAGACCUGCAAGAAUUCUAUUUUAUAUAUCAGUGAUUUAACAGCUCUUCCUGGUGGAAUUACAGGUGUUCUUCCACUUACAGCAAUAGUCACAGAAAAAUUUGAAGCUGAAUAUGAGUACGUUAAUAACGAAGGAAACAUUUUUACUAUAUUUACUGAUAAAAAUGCUCCCAUGUACAAAUUGGUUAAUAUGGAUUUGAAGAAGCCUGCUGAGGAACAUUGGGUGGAUUUGAUACCUGAAGAUCCUUCUAGAGUGAUGGAGUGGGCAAAAUGUGUGCAUAAUGAUAAAAUAGUUGUGUGUUAUAUUGAGGAUGUAAAAAGCAUGUUAUACUUGCAUGAUUUGAAAACUGGAAGUCGUUUAAAGUCAUUUCCUUUAGAUGUUGGUACUGUGAUUGGCUUUUCAGGGAAAAAAACACAAUCUGAGAUAUUUUAUCAGUUUGCUUCAUUUUUUACUCCCGGAAUUAUUUACCACUGUGAUCUCAAAAGAAGUAUGGAAUCGGAGGUCUUUAAGAAAAUAGUUGUGCCAGGCUUUGAUGCCUCAGAAUUUAAGACCAUGCAAGUUUUUUAUCCAAGUAAAGAUGGUACAAAAAUUCCAAUGUUUCUUGUGCAUUCCAAGAACUUUGUUAGGGAUGGCAACUCUCCAGCUCUUCUUUAUGGUUACGGUGGGUUUAAUGUCAGCAUUCAACCAACAUUUAGAGUUGAAAGAACAGUUUUCAUGCAGCAUUUUAAUGGAGUCCUCGCUGUUCCUAAUAUUCGAGGUGGUGGAGAAUAUGGAGAAAAAUGGCAUGAUGGUGGUCGAUUGUUCAACAAGCAAAAUGUAUUUGAUGAUUUUCAAGCAGCUGCUGAAUAUUUAGUUGCAAAUAAAUAUACCUCUUCAAAAAAGGUUACAAUACUUGGUGCUUCCAAUGGGGGCUUGCUGGUUGGUGCCUGCAUAAAUCAGAGACCAGAUUUAUUUGGUUGUGCAAUAGCUCAGGUCGGAGUUCUAGAUAUGCUGCGUUUUCACAAAUUCACAAUUGGUCAUGCUUGGGCAUGUGACUUUGGUUCAUCUGAAGAAGAAGAUCAUUUCCACAACUUACUAAAGUAUUCCCCCUUGCAUAAUGUUAAUGUUCCUAAAGAUGAGAAUAUUCAGUAUCCUGCAACAUUGCUUCUAACUGCUGAUCAUGAUGAUCGCGUUGUUCCUUUACAUUCCUUAAAGUUUAUUGCAGAGUUGCAGUACAAGCUUGGGAACUGUAAGAAGCAGGAAAAUCCAAUUUUGAUUAAUGUUGAUGUUGAGAGUGGACAUGGUGCAGGAAAACCAACUUCAAAAGUUAUUGAAGAGUAUACGGAUAUUUUUUGUUUCAUGUGUAAUGCCUUAGGACUUUCUUACCAAGAGUAAUUGUUUUUUAUACUACUCAAUAUUUACAAUAAAAGUUUCUACAUUGCCAGUUUA